Molecule: messenger RNA, 747 nt
Organism: Polypterus senegalus (gray bichir)
Lineage: Eukaryota; Metazoa; Chordata; Cladistia; Polypteriformes; Polypteridae
Gene: ubl5
Product: ubiquitin like 5
Exons: 5
Coding region: 124-345 (73 amino acids)
Biological process (GO): mRNA splicing, via spliceosome; protein modification process
Cellular component (GO): nucleus; cytoplasm
Molecular function (GO): protein tag activity; protein binding
Source: RefSeq, a predicted model, not a curated record
ACGGAGUCAAAGGCUAAUGAAAACUUCCUGUUCCGCUGGCUGAAGGUUCGCUGGGAAGUCGUGGUUGCUUUAUAAUAUAAAUUUGUAUGGAAGUUUUGGGGCAUUUUGUUUAGGACAUACACAAUGAUUGAAGUGGUGUGCAAUGACCGUUUGGGAAAGAAGGUCCGAGUAAAAUGCAACCCUGAUGAUACAAUUGGUGACCUGAAGAAACUAAUUUCAGCACAGACUGGAACCAGAUGGGAUAAAAUUGUGCUAAAGAAAUGGUACACCAUUUUCAAGGAUCAUGUGUCGUUAGCUGACUAUGAAAUUCACGAUGGGAUGAAUCUGGAGUUGUAUUACCAGUAGUGGUCCGCUAAUGGCAGAAUAUUCCAUCGUGCACUGUGCUUGUAGCUCUCCUGUGCUGAAACAGUGAGGGGCAUUACUAAUAAAAUUUGUAAUUAUGUUUUGUGUCUAUAAAAUCAGGUUUUUAUACUUUGUGACUUCAUCUUUCUCAGUCUUUUUGUUGUAAUGUUAUUUUAAAUUAAUGCUGGCAAUACGUAGUUUUUUCCAUCUGGGUGAUGGAACAUGACACUUCAACAAAUAGGAACAAACCUGUUUAAGUUGAUAUUUUUGUUAUCAGAAUAAAACUGAAUUUGUUGUUCUUUUAAAAAAAGUACACCCUUUUUGUAAGGUUUCUGAAAAACCCUGCAUUACAUCUUGGGGUCUAGUAAGGGGAGUGUGUGAAAUAUUAAAAAUGUCAAAAUAAAA